CUCUGUCGCCGCCUUGAAAUCAGAGGAGAGAGAAAGAAAGGGAGAAUUUCAAUUUCAAAAUAAUAAAGAAGGGGAAAAAAAGGGGGGAGAAAAAGGCGCUAAAAGAGAUUCUCUCCCUCCUUUCUCUCUCAUCGUCCGCCAUGAAUGGCGACGGGCUCUAGGAUGCGCCGGGACCGUCCUCCCUCUAUCGUGCGCCUAGGGUUAGGGUUUCUCUUCCGCUUUGUAUAGAAAUACCUUGUGCUCGGCUAUGGAGGCGAGGUUCUUGAGAGGUUUCGCCCUGUUGGUAUUCUUCGGUCGGUUGGCUCUAGCCGUUGGAGUCUCCGCCGAUACGGCUAGGGUUUCGGCCGUCGACUCCAUCCUGCCACCGCCGCCUCGAGAUUCGUGCUCGGCGACGGAAUCGGGGUCCGGUGGUUUUGAACCGGUUGGUGUGGUUGAGGGGGAUGAAGCUGCACUGCAGAGAGCAUUGAAUCUUGUGUACAAAAACAGGGAACAAUAUGUAGCCGUGCUCUUUCAUGCCUCUUGGUGCCCUUUCUCGAAAAUUUGCCGACCGAACUUUAACGUCAUGUCUUCCAUGUUUCCUACCAUCCGUCAUUUUGCAUUCGAAGAAUCAGUUGUCAGGCCAAGCAUCCUUUCACGGUAUGGUGUUCAUGGUUUCCCAACCCUCUUUCUCCUAAAUUCUACCAUGCGGGUGCGUUAUCAUGGCUCACGAACCAUCAGUUCUCUUGUUGCUUUCUAUAGUGAUGUCACAGGCACUAAACCUGCUUCGGUAGAGUCAUCAUCCAUGGAGAAAGCAUCAAAUUCGCUAAACCUCCCUGAAAUCAGAACAACCACAGAUCAGGAGAACUGCCCAUUCUCAUGGGCAAGAUCACCUGAGAAGUUGCUUCAACAAGAUACCUAUCUGGCACUGGCCAGCUUCUUUGUGCUACUAAGGUUACUUCAUCUCUUUAUUCCAAAGCUCAAUGCGUGCGUUGAAAGGGCUUGGAGGAGGCAAAUGCAAUAUGCCAGCUUUUUGAGCUUCUGGGAUCAUUUCCAAGCAAAUCUUCACGAAGCCAGGCAGGGGCUAAACAGGCUCAAUCCAUGUAAGAGGAGCAAUCUUCAAGAAGGGGCAAUGAAUGCAAAGGCAUGGGCGUCGAAGUCGUUGGCAACAGUAUCGAUUGGCGAACCGAGCACUUCAAGAGCACAAUCAGCAAUUUAAGGGUUAAAUAUUUACUCCCGUAACUACCUGUUGCCUUGUUUUGUAACAGUUGUCUGUAUAGAGAGAAGAAAAAAAAGUUUGUUAAACUUGUGAUGGGUUAGUGGCCAUAAUUAUUUUGCUGCAGACUCAUUUAGGAGAGGAGAUGAUUUUAGUAUUUCAACUAUUGCUUACCCUUUCAGUAAGCUCCUCUUUGUAAGCUGUUGUUGUAUUGUUCUGGUAUUUAUUAAUUUAAAUCAAUUGCCCUCCAUAGAAA
Molecule: messenger RNA, 1448 nt
Organism: Asparagus officinalis (garden asparagus)
Lineage: Eukaryota; Viridiplantae; Streptophyta; Magnoliopsida; Asparagales; Asparagaceae
Product: 5'-adenylylsulfate reductase-like 3
Exons: 4
Coding region: 248-1195 (315 amino acids)
Source: RefSeq, a predicted model, not a curated record